AAGCACCUCAUAACUAAAGCAAAAGCACACUCAAAAACAACAGAGAUGGAAUUCAUUGCCGAAACUACUACCACUCCUACAAGUCCACCUCCAUUCUCCCACUCUCCAUCUUCCUCUAUUUCUUCUCCCAGUACUGCACCAUUUCCAUCCCCUGACUCUCAUCACUUAUCUAAUUAUUCUUCUCCUCAUGCUGCUAAUAGUAAUAUUGCUACUAAUCCAUUUCCGACCUAUCCUUCACCGCCGCCACCACCACCUGUGGUUCUCAGCCCAUGCGCCGCAUGCAAGAUUCUUCGCCGGCGGUGUGUGGAGAAGUGUGUUUUAGCGCCAUACUUCCCUCCUACUGAGCCCCUUAAGUUCACUGUUGCCCACAGAGUCUUUGGAGCUAGCAACAUCAUCAAGCUCUUGCAGGAAAUUCCAGAGUCUCACAGAGCAGAUGCAGUGAGCAGCAUGGUUUACGAAGCCAAUGCCAGAAUUCGCGACCCGGUUUAUGGCUGCGCCGGAGCAAUAUGUCAGCUCCAGAAACAAGUCGGUGAGCUCCAAGCCCAACUGGCCCAGGCACAGGCUGAGCUAGUGAACAUGCAAUGCGAGCAAGGCAAUUUGAUUGCCCUAAUUUGCAUGGACAUGACACAGUCUAAAGAACAAGCCAUUUUGCAGCAGCAACUGUCUAGUUGCAAUGACACAAUCUGUUUUCCGGAUGAAAACAAUUUGGGCACUACUUGGGAGCCUCUCUGGACAUAA
This is a messenger RNA of Malus domestica (apple), 738 nucleotides long. Its product is annotated as LOB domain-containing protein 1-like. NCBI's taxonomy places the organism in Eukaryota, Viridiplantae, Streptophyta, Magnoliopsida, Rosales, Rosaceae. The record is from RefSeq and is a predicted model, not a curated record.